Tetrahymena thermophila SB210 is the source of this 2904-nucleotide messenger RNA. Its product is annotated as Myb-like DNA-binding domain protein. The record is from RefSeq and is a predicted model, not a curated record. Lineage: Eukaryota; Ciliophora; Oligohymenophorea; Hymenostomatida; Tetrahymenidae. The transcript is spliced from 4 exons.
AUGAUUAGUAAAACUAGCGGAAAAGGACCAUGGAGCUUUGAUGAAGAUAACAAGCUCCUUGAUUGGGUGAAAGCAAAUGGACCUCAAAAAUGGUCACUUUGCUCUGAAACUAUUCCUGGUAGAAGCGGAAAGUAAUGCAGAGAGAGAUGGUUUAACAAUCUCAACCCUAACGUAAAGAAAGGUAACUGGACUGCUGAAGAAGAUGACAUGAUAUUCUAAGGUUAUUUGCAACAUGGAUCUUCUUGGAGCAGGAUAGCAAAAAAUUUAGAAGGAAGAACUGAAAAUUCAGUUAAGAAUCGCUUUUAUAGUACAGUUAGAAAGCUACUCAGUGAUUCAGAGAAGAAUGGUGGCAAAGGCAGUGAGUAGUAAAUUAGAAACAUCAUCCAAAUGAGCCUUGGGAAGAAAGUAGGUGGAGGAAUGCCAUCUCUUGAAAAUGAAAAUGAUUAAAAUAGUGACAAUAGCUAAUGCGAAAGUGAAGAAGAUAAAAGCCAUAAUGAUGCUAUGAGCAGCUCUAAAAAUAACUAGAGCAGUGAAGUUAAUACUCAUAAAGAAGCUGAGGCUGAAGAAGCUAAAAAAGAAGAAAUAUCUUCCAAAUCUUAAAAUUUGGAAGGUUAAACAAAUAAAAAAUAAAGUAAAUAAGCUCCUCAAAGUAGUAGUAGUAAUAAUAAUAAUGAUAUGGAAUUAGAGGAACCAAAACCAGAAACCAAAAAGAAUGGCAACGAAGCUUAAAAUAACGAAAGUGAAAAGUUAAAAUAAAAUACUCAAUCUCUUGCUGAUGAUCUUAAUUAAGAAGGUGAAGGUCAUGAAGAUGAAACUAGUUCACAUGCUAUUUCUUCAUCAUAGUAAUUAGGUUUAUCUGGAAUGACAAAACGUAAGUAUAAUAGAAAAAGACACCAAGAUGAAUAUUCAGAGUCAAACUUGCUUUAUCGUUUACUGAAGAGCAACGACGUUACUAUUAAGAAUACAAAGUGCCUCCAAGAUUACUCUGUAUUUUAUCGUAAGUACAAGCAAAAUAAGUACAUGAUGAAGAAGAAAAAGAAAGAAGAUGAUGCCAAGAAAUAGAAUGAAAAUGGGGAUGAGGAACAUACUUCUAGCUCAAUGUAAGAAACAAAUUAAUAAGACUAUAAUGAGGAAGAUGAAGAUGACGACAACUCUCAUCUUUAGUUUUAAGAUUUAACAUCAGCUAAAAUUAAGAAAGCGCUUAAAAGCAAACUGGGCAUGAAGGGUUGCUUUGAUGAUAAACAAAAAAUUAGCUCUUCAAAAGACUCGAGUCACAAAAAUAGAUAAGACAGUGAAAAUGAUUUAGAUGAGAUUAACCAUUAGUUACUACUAUUGAAAUAGGCCAAGCUUUAACAAUAAGAUAAGCUUAAGAAAAAGCUUAAAGCAAAUAAUUAAUCAAAAGUUGAAGAUCUAAACUAAAUAAGUACCAAAAUCAAAAACGCUAAAAUUUAAUCCAAAACAAAGAAAGGGCAUCAUAGUGACGAAGAUGAAGACUCUAAUUUAGAUCAUAUUCAUACAAGUAGCAUUAAGGAAGAGCCUGAAGAGGAUAACGAUGACGAUAAUUCAGCUUAGCUAUCAGGAGCCAAUAAAUAUGAUGAUAAACUUUUUAAUAGUAAUCUUCCAAGCGAAAACUAGUUAGAUGAUGUUGGCGAUUUAGAGUCUUAAUUGCUCAAAUUUUUCCAAAAAAGUAUGGGCUAAUUCUUCAAGAAGUUUAUGAAGCAGAAUAAGGGUAGUGGCAAGGAAACCGAUAAAAAAACAAAUAAUAAAAAAGAAUUAAAGAAGUAAUUAUCUCAAUAACAGUAAUAAUAACAACAACAAUUAUUGUAAUUGUAAGUGUAAGAGUAAAUUCAAAAACAACUAGAAUAAUUAAAUAACUAAAAUUCUAAAUAAUCUAAAAAUAUUAAUAACUAAUAAGUAAUUUAAAGAACAAAUACAAUUAUUUAGAACCCUCCCAUUAAAAAUUAAUCAAAGAAAAAUGGUAGUAGUUAAAUUCCAGCUAAAGAUAGUAACAUUAAUGAUAAUGGAAUCCAAAAUUUAAUCUAAAAGUAAAUACAAGAAAUGCAAUUAGUAAAGUAAGAGGAAAAUUAAGAAAAUAAUGACCAAAAGUAAAAAUAAGAAAAUAACAAGACAGGUUUUAAAUAGAAUAAUAAUUCUAAUUCUUAAUAAAUGAUGACUAAAAGCACUAUAAAUAAUUAAAAAUCUUCUUUUUAACUGAAUAAAAAUUAAAACACUCCAACUGCUCGUAAUGGGUACACCAAUUAGAUAGGUAGUUCUUCUAGUCUUUUUAGCUAACCAAAUAAUAAUAAUAAUAAUAAUAAUUACAAUUUGAACAACAAUAAUGGAGGAUUUGGAAGUCUUUUAAGCUCUCAUAGCUUAUAAAUGCAACAACAAAAUUAAAAUAAUUAAUAACUUACAGCUAGCUAAAAUUUAAGCAUUUAGAAUAUCAAGAAUUUGCUAAACUAAAAUAUGCUUGGAAAUCAAAAUUCUUUAAAUGUCAAUGGUGAUUAGGGAGUUGAUUAAAAGAUGAUAUUCUUACUUAAUUAGCUUAAUACUCUAGAAUCAAUGUUAACUAACACAAAAAAAGAAUUAGUGAAAUUAGAGGCAAGCCUAAUGAACUAAAGGGGUUCAGAUUAACAAAUGGGAAUAAACUAAAAUAGAGGCGGUUAUGCGAGUAAUAAUAUGUAAGGCAGUAGCAAUAAUUUAUAUGCAUCGAAUGGAUUUUAUAAUAUGCAAGGAGGAAUACCACCAACUGCCAAUGUGUUAAAAACUUUACCUUCGUUUGGAUCGAGAGCUAUUUUCGAAAAAAGUGAUGUAGAUGCUCCUUCUUUUAACAAACGCAAGAAUUCUAAAGACAAUACUUCUUAGUUUUCAGAUUUUGAUAAAUUUAUUAAUAAUAACAAUUGA